GUGCUGUGUUUUGGUUAGCAAAAUUUAAUCGUGCUAGGCCGUACCGUAAUCGAAUUUUCAUUCGUGGUUUCUUCCGUGAAAAUAUCGUUCAUUGUUUUUCGCUUUCGUUCAGACGUUGUGCCAGAUUGUUAAAGUUCGAAAAUAGUAAUUAACCGGCAUUGUUUGCGGUUCAAUUUGCGGAAAAAAUAGAAAAUUUCUCAUCUCUUGUUGACUCCAUUGAAUGUAUCCAACUGAACCAUCAUGGAUAUGAUUAUGCCACAGCAAGACGAUUUCAUCCCGCGGGACUACCAGCGGACGAUGAAGACAAUCUGCAUGCAGAAAAAUACAAUCAUCUACUUGCCGACCGGAGCCGGAAAGACCCAUAUCGCCCUGAUGGUCAUCAAGGAAAUGGGCAAAGAUCUGGAUAAGCCAUUAACUGAAGGUGGUAAAAGGACGUUUUUUGUCGUGAAUACCGUUGCAUUAGCUAAGCAGCAGGCCGAAUUCCUGAGUCAUAAUCUUACCUACGACACAUCGAUCUAUACCAGUGAUCGAAAUGUGGAUGCUUGGAAACAGGACAAAUGGCUGGAAGAGUUCGCGAAGUACCAGGUCAUUGUUUGCACAUGUCAAAUAUUGUUGGACGUGCUGAAGCAUGGUUAUCUCUCGGUUAAACACAUCAACUUGCUUAUAUUUGAUGAAUGCCACCAUGGUGUAGGAGAACAUCCUAUGCACGGGAUUAUGGAACAAUUUCUGAGGGUUCCAAAGUCUGACCACCCACGUGUAAUCGGUCUUUCUGGAAUGUUACUCUAUAAACAGAUUAAAAGUGUCGCCCUAGUAUCUCCAGAAUUGGAACGCUUGGAAAAUACAUUUAACGCGACAAUUGCUACCGUUGGGAGUUAUGAUGCUUUCACCGAGGUCUGCAAAUUUUCGACAGAUCCCAAUGAACUUUUGGUGUCUUAUUCAACCCUUCGACUGUCACCUGUGAUGGCUGACAUCGUGAACAACAUCAACGCUUUCAGUCAAACGAUUGAAGAAUUUCACCUUCCAAAAUAUUUAAAUCAAAAUAAAGCCCUCCUAAAAGACAGACCAAAGCCACUGAAAGAGAUCCGAAAACUCUUCACAGAGUUGAUUUAUCAGCUUGGCGAUACUGGUCUUUUUGGGGGAUCAAUAGCUUUACUUGGUUUGAUAGUCCAAUUUGAGCUGGACAAAAGGCAAUCGGAUAGUUCAAUGCUAAGACUGGCGUUGAGGUCGUGUAUUACUUUUUGCGAAAGCCUGAGGCAUCAGAUCGAAAAAUUAAUGAGUGGUUUGGACAUGAAGACCAAAUUGACUAAGUUCAGCUCUCUGAAGGUCCGCCAAUUGAUAGAUCAGCUGGAAAAGUUGUACGAAGAGAAUCGUGAUAAAAAAGCGAAAACGCUGAUUUUCGUCCAGCGACGGUUCUCGGCGAAAGUUUUGUACCAUUUACUGAAAAUUUACUUCGCUGAGACGGAAGACGCCAACCUUAUUGUUCCAGAUUUCAUGGUGGGCAACAAUGGUUCCAUGCCCGAAUCGAUUGAACAAAUUUUGAGUGCUAAAAAGGAUAGAAGGGUUCUCGAACGGUUUAAAAAGAAUGAAACAAACGUUAUUGUAACAACCAACGUGUUAGAGGAGGGGAUUGAUCUUCAAAUGUGCAACACUGUCGUCAAGUAUGACCAUCCGCAAACAUUUGCGUCGUAUCAGCAGUCAAAAGGAAGAGCCCGUAUGAAGAACAGUCAGUAUAUGGUAAUGCUGGAUAACGAAAAUCGUCAUAUCUUCCUGGAGAAAUACAGACUCUAUAAGAGUAUUGAAGAGGAGUUGCGAAGGUGCCUUAUCGGCAAAACAAUAAACCGGCCAGACCCCCUCGAUGCGGACGUCCACAAAGAGCUAUACAAUGAGAUCAUUCCGCCGUUUUUCACCGCCAAGGGUGCCAAGCUGGAUGCUCUGUCGGCCAUACAGCUCCUGAACCGCUACUGCAUGGGAAUGCCGAGAGAUGCAUUUACCAAUACUAACGUCACUUGGGAACGGAUCGAUCUGAAGGACGGCAGAAUAAUAGUGGAAGUUUUGUUGCCGCUUCAGUCCACCGUGCGAGAAAAAAUCUCCGGCAAUCCCAUGCGCAAUAUCAAGUUGGCAAAACGAUCAGCGGCGUUCAACGCGUGCCGAAAACUGUAUGAGAAUAAGGAGCUGAAUGAACAUCUAAUACCCAUAGACUGCAAAUACCAGCUUAACAAUUUGAAAGAUGUGUAUUUCCGUCAUUGGAAGGAUUUUGAUGCAGACCUCGGCAAACUAGCAGGCACCCAAAAGUGCAUACGAACGCACGCUAUCCAGUAUCCAAAGCAAACAACAGAGUGUUUCCCACAGCCGGGCAAACCCUGUUACAUCUACGUUCUGCGAAUUGCAGCUGGGUUUGCACAGGAUCCAACAAACGAUAAUGUCAACAUUUUCCACUCUUUGUAUAGCUCGGAGAAUAAUUUUGGAUUAAUGACUACGAAACCUCUCCCGGCCCUAGCAAAGAUGAAGUUCUUUGUGACUUUGGGACUAAUCAACGUACACAUAGAGGAGACUCCCAUCGUGCUGCCUAACGGGGGAUCCGAAAUAGAACUUGCUCUACUGAGACAAUUCCAUGUUACAGUCUUCCGCGACGUGCUAAAACUGUGGAAGGAAUUUCUCUGCUGCGAUUACGACAACGAGGAAAACAGUUUUCUGGUGGUGCCUUUGAAAAAUUCUACUCACCUAGACUGGAAACUCAUCCGAGAAUUUCAAAAUUUGAGCGAACCACCUUCGGAAAUUUCAACGAUAGCUCGUAACAAGAUGGAAUUCGAAGCCGAUAAGUACCGACACAAGGUCAUUUUACCGUGGUACAAGAACAACAAGGAACAGCCAUACGUUGUCACUAUGGUGCAUGAACAUCUGACUCCGGAGAGUCCUUUCCCAAAUCCGGAGUACGGUUCCUACGCGAAUUAUUUCAGCCAAGCUUACCAUUUGGCAGUGGUUAAGCCAGAUCAGUUUCUCAUUGAAGUGAAAGGCAUCACUAGUUACCUCAACCGGUUGAACCCCGGAGUGGAAGACGACGGAAAGAGCACCCGAAGCAAACAUUGGCGUUUUAACGAAAUUCUGAUUCCCGAACUGUGUCACAACUACCAAUUUCCAGCUGACUACUGGUUGAAGGCCACCCUCCUGCCCAGUGCACUUCAUCGAUUGCACUAUCUUCUGUUGGCGGAAAACAUUCGCGUGGAUCUGGCAACGGGUGCAAAUGUUGGCUGUUUGGAGAAUCACACGAUCGAAGACGUGGACGUUGAGUACAAGGAGCGGAAAGGAAAGCAGUUGGAGGAACUACAGCUGAUGGAAUUUGAAGAAGAUGAAGACGAAGACGACGAAUUUGAUUUGGAAGAAGCGAAGAGGUCAUUGGUGGCUCCAGAGAAUUUGAGCGAGUUGGCACGAAACCAAAUGUGCUCCAUUACCGGCGAUAUACCUCUGCCGUGGCAGGAGGACGAGGAACCGGUGGAUAUUGAGCGAAACUGGGAUCAAGUGUCGAAACUUGAUCUGGACUACUACAAUGUCUUUGUGAAUAAGUUUUCCGAUCUGUCGAUGCGUGAAAAGGCCGCAGAGCGUAUUAGUAAUGCAUACACGUCAGCCGUAUAUAGACGUGCUGCUGGUAGUCCGAAGCGAGAAGCUAUGGCAAUCUUGGAUGUACCCGUAGACCAGAAAUUUGCCAUUAAACUGCUCCAGUUGACCCCAGCAAAUACGGUCAAUGUCAAUCUUCAACAGAAGAACAUAAUCAAGGCAUUGACGACGAAAUCAUCGUCCGAUGUUUUUGACCUGGAACGCUACGAAUUGUUGGGCGAUGCUUUUUUGAAGUUUUCCAUCUCUCUCUACCUUGUUAAAUAUCACAAGGAAUGGCACGAAGGCUUCCUCACUGCAGUUAAGGGCCAAAUUGUAAGCAAUCGCAACCUGGUCUAUUGUGCGAUAAAGUACGGACUACCUGGAAUGCUAAAAAUUCACAAAUUCGAUCCCAAAAACGACUGGCAACCACCUCUAGCAACGGUUCCGAAGAACAUCAAACGAACGAUGCAAUCUGUGAAUCAUUCCGCCCGAGUGCUAUAUCGGUUGACCUUAACAGAGGAGGAAAUCAAAACCGGUGUGGUGACAGCAAAGAACAGUGAUGAUUUUAUUGCUCAGCUUGAGCUGCAUGGCAACAUGCCUGAUCCCUCGCCAAUGGCAAAUUAUCUCUCACAGCAGACCAUGGGGGACAAGACACCGGCGGAUGCCAUGGAAGCAUUGCUAGGCGUCUGUGUGCAAUCAGUUGGCAUCGAGCGUUCCUUCAAACUGUUGCCACAUUUCGGAAUCCUGCCGAAAACGCACAAUGUCCUGAAGCUCCUUGCUGACAAGAUCGAAAACCAACGACUGAAAACUCAUAUUGAUAUUCGUGAAGUAGAUGCAUUCCUCAAGAACUACAGAAGAAUUGAAAGUAUUCUGGGAUAUAAGUUCAAGGAUAGAACUUAUCUCCUACAAGCACUCACCCAUGCGUCAUACCCUACCAACAGAAUUACGGGAAGCUACCAACAGUUGGAAUUCCUCGGCGAUGCGGUAUUAGAUUUCCUCAUCUCGAUGUACAUCUUUGAGCAGAACCCUACCAUGAGUCCCGGGCAGUUAACAGAUCUGCGCUCGGCUUUGGUGAAUAACGUCACUUUGGCGUGCAUACUUGUUCGCCAUGGUCUCCACUUGUACAUCCUGGCAGAGUCGGCAUCUUUCACCGACACAGUUAGCAAGUUUGUGUUGUUCCAAGAACAAAACAAACACGAAAUUACCGAUCAGGUGAACUUGCUCGUCGAAGAAUCAGACCGGAAGAUGGCCGAAUUCGUAGACGUUCCGAAGGCGCUGGGCGAUGUGUUCGAGAGUCUGGUAGCUGCGGUCUUUUUGGACUCUGGAAACGACUUUGCCGCCACCUGGCAAGUCAUUUACGGCAUGAUGGGCAAUGAAAUAUUGACCUUCACCGAGAACACACCGAUCCAGAUCGUGCGACAGUUGUAUGAGUUCAAGCCGUCGUGCAAGCCAACCUUCAGCAGGGCCAUCCCGGACGAGGACACGGUGCUUGUUAAGCUGCGGUACGAGAUAAGGAACCAACAACACGAAGCGUAUGGUUUUGGUCAAAACAAGGACGACGCAAAGAGGGCAGCGGCCAAAGCGGCACUGCAAGUGUUGCGCAAGCACUACCGCAGUGCUAAGUAAUGUUUCGUUUUGUUUAAUUUUCUUUGUACUAGUGUCGUUUACAGAUGGGAGUUGUUGAACUGUUUUCGCACGUGAAUUAAUAUUAAAUGGCGAUAAAAUGUUUUAUAGAAAGCGUUUGAACGAUUUAUCGAGUAUUAAAUCAAACAUAAUUGUAUGGAGGCAAUGUCGCAAAAUGUCGACAUUUUUCAAGUGUUUGUAAUACUCUAAUCGUCCUACAAUACUCUAAUGUAAAAAAAACUGUGGAAGUGCUCAUCAAAUGUGUACUAAGUCGUUUGAGUCGAAUCAGAACAUAGUUUUAAUAAAAUUCCAAUAGAAAUACCUAUACAAAAAAAAAUAGAAUGAAACUCCAAAUCUGACUGUUUACUUGAAACCAUUGACUCUCUUUUGUGAUAGAAGAGAAUUGAAGACUUGGCAGUAGGUUAUCUCAGAUUGGCUUCCAUGCUUUGUUAUUAGCUUCUAAGAGGGCGGGUUUGGAGAAGAUCAUUAUCUAACAAUUUGAAUAUCGGAUCAAGCCAACGGUAAAUCGCUGUCAAAGCAAAUACUUGUCUACGUGUGCUGGUCGUUUAUGAUCUUCGGAACUGCGAAUAUGCAUUUAGGCAAAGUGUGCUUAAGAUUGUCAAAGAAAUGUUUUUCUUCUCAGAAGGAAAACACGAACAAUAAUAAGAAAAGCUAUUUGAUUGAAUAUAUGCACGUUUUAUAUUACCUUUA
This is a messenger RNA of Aedes aegypti (yellow fever mosquito), 5925 nucleotides long. RefSeq names its product endoribonuclease Dicer. Bases 241 to 5217 code for a protein of 1658 amino acids. Gene Ontology annotation, biological process: pre-miRNA processing; siRNA processing; apoptotic DNA fragmentation. The transcript is spliced from 10 exons. Lineage: Eukaryota; Metazoa; Arthropoda; Insecta; Diptera; Culicidae. Gene Ontology annotation, cellular component: RISC complex; nucleus; cytoplasm. The record is from RefSeq and is a predicted model, not a curated record. Gene Ontology annotation, molecular function: protein binding; deoxyribonuclease I activity; ATP binding.